This is a messenger RNA of Fusarium poae, 1479 nucleotides long. RefSeq lists its product as uncharacterized. Gene Ontology annotation, biological process: allantoate transport; tripeptide transport; transmembrane transport. Lineage: Eukaryota; Fungi; Ascomycota; Sordariomycetes; Hypocreales; Nectriaceae. The transcript has 3 exons. The record is from RefSeq and is a predicted model, not a curated record. Gene Ontology annotation, molecular function: allantoate transmembrane transporter activity; dipeptide transmembrane transporter activity. Gene Ontology annotation, cellular component: plasma membrane. Bases 1 to 1479 code for a protein of 492 amino acids.
AUGUCUUCGGGCGAAAUCACAAGAAACAAUGUUGACAGCAGAGAGAAGCAUAGACGUCAACAAGAUGAGCUUUCCAUCAUUUCCGAAGAAUUCGACGCCGAAGAGGAGCAUAGGCUAGUGAAGAAACUGGACCGGUUUAUCAUGCCCAUUAUGGCAGUUGUUUACUUCUUCCAAUAUAUCGACAAAAACUCGCUCACCUAUACCGCCGUCUUUGGCCUCAGAAGAGAUCUGAACCUCACAGACAAGGAUUAUUCUUUGGCGAUCUCCGUAUUCUACAUCGGUCAAUUGACCUCACAGUAUCCGGCCGCUUACAUCCUCAGUCGAUUCCACAUCAUACGCUUUAUCGGUACUACAAUUAUCCUCUGCGGUAUCAUGGAGAUGUGCAUAGGAGCAUCAUUCAAUUUUGAAGGUCUAGCUACCUGUCGUUUCUUACUAGGGUUCGCCCAAGCCGCUGUGUCUCCCGCCUUCAUCAUGCUCACGUCCAGCUGGUACCGUCAACACGAACACCCAAUGCGUGUCGCGACGUGGAUAUCGAUGAAUGGAAUCAGCCAGAUAAUUGGAGGUCUCCUCAUGUAUACUCUUGGCGAUGUGGAAAUGAAGAUACGCAGCUGGAGAGUUGUAUUCAUUGUCCUCGGGGCGCUGACUAUAUUCUUUGGUGUUGUGUUCGUGAUCAUGGUGCCCGUGAACAUUGCAACCGCCUGGUUUUUGAGCCCGCGGGAGAGAGGGGUCGCUACGAGAAGACUGGCCAUGGAUCGUGCUACAUGCGAUAAAGCAAACUUUGACUGUCAACAGCUACUUGAAGCUCUGUGUUCACCCUUGUCAUGGAUGUACUUCUUUAUGGCAUACUAUAUAGCGUCUGCCAAUCCUAUCGCAAAGUAUUCCUCCAUAGUCAUCGACGGAGUCGGGUUCUCCAGGUCCGAUUCGAUGCUCGUUGGGCUUCCCGCUGGUCUGCUAAACUUCAUCACCUCCUGGAUUUCAGCUCUCGUUCCUUGGAUGUUCCCCAAUACACGGAUAUACACAGCUCUUUGUCUCAUUCUGAUACCUUUGGCGGGCUCUAUAAUGCUUUUCGUCUUUUCCUCUCAGACCGACGAAACUUAUUCUUGGGGCAUCGCGGUCUCGACAUGGUUGGCAACAUGUUACACUGCACCGCUCUGCUCAUGUGCUGGCCUUCUAGCCAGCAAUGUCAAAGGAAAUACCAAAACGAGUGUUGUCGGUGCUGGGUUCUUCGUUGCAUACAGCAUUGGGAGCAUCAUAGCGCCGCUGAUAUGGGGGAGUGAGAGCGAUACGCGGUAUCUCGCUGGGUGUACUUUUUCCAUUGUCAAUUGGUCUUUACUGAUAAUUACUCUUGUCGCGUACCUUUUGAUUGUCAAGAAAGAGAAUCAAACUCGUGAUUGCCAGGCUGCCAAUCGACGCCUGAACUCGGAAGUUGGAGGACCAGGCGGAAGAGAUGAUGACCUGUCCGAUGUGUCCGAAGACUAG